Caenorhabditis angaria is the source of this 6709-nucleotide messenger RNA. Lineage: Eukaryota; Metazoa; Nematoda; Chromadorea; Rhabditida; Rhabditidae. The record is from the annotation of a GenBank genome assembly.
AUGGGAAGAUUGCGCAAAUUUUUAACUGGAUUCAAAACUCUCGGUUAGUUUUUCAUGAAAGGUUACAAAUCAUAUUGAGCAUAAUUUCAGGUAGAAAGAGACCGCGUUUGGCGCUUGAUGAUGAGUCGGAAAGCGACAGCAAUCAAGAUCGAGAGGAAAUGAGACAUGUUGAACUGCAAGGAGAUGAGUUGGGACGGCUUGGUGGAGAUGAAGUUCAUGAACCGAUAGAAAGAGAAAGAGAAAGUGACGAAGAUGAAGAUAGCGAUCAGGAAGAGGAUAUUGAUUUUGUAAUUGAUGAUGCUGAUUUGGUGCAACAAAUCGAAGAAAACUUGAUGGCUCAGGAAACAGGUAAGUUUUUUAUCUGUAUCCAAUUUCGAAUAGAACAUUUAUAUUUUAAAAAAAGAAGAACCGUGAAAUAUUGACGUGACUCCAAUCUGCAAAUUUUCCCUAGAAAAUUUGUAGUUCUCGCUUUGCAAAUAUUCAGAAUCUAAAAUAUAAAUUUCUUCGAUGUUGUUCUGGUUUCUCUGCCAAAAUGGGUGUCACAACAUAUGUUGUUAGCUGAAUAUUUUAGCUUUUUUGUAGAUGAAUCUCUUCACUUCCGAGUUAGAAAUUGUAGUGAUGAUGCUUUAGUGGUUGCUGCAGCCAGUCUUCUAGAUCACGACUCACAGAAUGGUUUGAUUGCUUAUUUAGUCAUGAAAUAGUUGUAUUUUUCAAGGUUUGAAGCGGAGAAUUAUUCCACUUCAUCCAGAUGUCAAAGAAGAAGUGAAAACGUUGAUGAACUCUUCUUUGUCAGGAUUUUCGAAACACUACAUUUGUUCGAAGUGUGGGGCAGCAAAAAGACAGAACGAUAAGUGGUAAUCGAUUAUUCAAAAGAUUAGUGAGAAUUUAAAUAUUAUUGGUUUAGUUGCGGGUUCAUUUCCAAAUUCAUUCGGGCUCCUGUGAAUGAUCAAUUAGACCAAUUAGCUAAGAUGCAUAUUGAGGAAAUUAGAAAUGUUCGAGAAGAUGUCCGUUCCGGACAAGAUAAGAAUCAUCCUUUGAAUGGAAAGCAUUUUAAAGUUGGAAUGGAUUUUGAAGAUUCAGAAGAAUUGAACCUCACACUUCUAGGAAGUGUGGACGGAAUCGUUCUGAAAGGUCACACAAAGUACGUUUGAAUUAUUCUCCAUGUGUGUUCUGUAUAAAUUUAUGAUUUUUAGUAUGAAGAUCUGGGUUGUAUCGUCGAUUUGCAUUGACACGAAAUGUGCAACAAUGCAAAAAGCGACAAAUGUAAUUUUACACGGAAUCGUUUUAUCACCUUCGGAUCCUACCACGACUACUUGGAAUAAAAUUAUUCCGAUGGUUAGAAGUGACAUUGAUCACUACUCUGCGGUGAUUGAGGAGAAAAAAGUAGUGUUCAGAUUGAGGUCUUUUGUAGCGGAUCAACCGGUAAUUAGACUAAUUUAAUCUUCACUUUUUUUCACAUAUUCAGGCAAAGCGUAGUCUUUUCGGGAUGAAAUCUGCAACCGCUUUUUACUCAUGUUUCUACUGCUUCGCAAAAGGCCCACUUCACAAAAAAUACGGAGAAGGUAUUAUUUUUCAGUACAGCGCGGAACUAAUAUCAGACUUUAGAAAGGCAUAUGAAAACAGAUGAUGAAAUGCGUAAAGAUGCAGAACGUUGUCAGAACGGAUUCGGACAUACCUUUGCAGAAGUUCUUUAUUUCAUUCUGCUUUUCCAGACUAUCAUUGACUUACUCCAUAAUUUUGGAGAAGGAGUUUUUUCGGAUAUUCUGCGAGGUAUUUUUCACAACUAAUAUUUUAUAGAAAAUAUAUCUGUUUUAGAAGCGGAUUUUCUCAAAAUUAAGCGAGGUGUCCCCAACGCCACGAAAUAUGACAUCUUUGAAAAUGAUAAGACUAGAUACUACGAGUUUGCAAAACAUGUAGUCUUACCUAGCGAAUUUUCCUACUCCGGCGAUCCCAGAAAUGGAACCGAAAAGAUGAACGUCUGUUUUUUCUGUGUAAAUUAAGUUCACAGUAAUAUUUUUCAGCAUUUUCGAUCGACUUUUUUUCUUGUCGCGUUUUGCUCAGACGUUUUUAAACCUCUCGCUAGACUAAUUAUCACUAUUUUAUCAAUGAUUACAAAUGCAAUGUUCACAAAUUCAUCUGUUGAGGAUGAGUACUUUGGUGAAAUGUGUUAUGCGUUGCAAAAUCUGAUUCCUGAUAGAUAUGAAGAAUAUUUGACACCGAAGAUGCAUGUAGGAACCGUUUUUUACUGAUUUCAUAGAGAUAUUCUAGAAAUAUAUAUUUAGGAAAUUAUUUAUCAUUUGCCAUUUUGCAUCAAAAUGUUUGGGAAUGUAUCUAGUUUGUCAACUUCAACUUUCGAAACUGUUUACAAAUUCAUUCUGGGAGAUUUCCACACCGCAAUCACUAACAAUUUCUGCGAAUUUGCGAUCAACAGGUUUUUCUCACUUCUAAGUCUGGUUUUCAAUGUUCAUUUAAGAUUUUUGCUGAAUUGUGCGAUUCGCCGAGAAGUGACACUGCGAUAUUCUAACCCCGAUGCAUCAAAAUUGAUAACGGAUUUAGUUGCUUGCACUCCAUCGCUAAGACCUCCUUCUAUGACAAAAUGCGAUUCUUUGAUUGAUUUGAAACAUUUGCACAAGUCCGAUGUUUUCCAAACAGAAAAAUUCGUUUCAUACCACAGCAAAAUAAUCUUCCCUUACGCAGUUUUUGCUUCUCGAGAUUAUACAAAAAUUACUACAAAUGACAUUAUGUUUGUUGAUCAUGAUGUUGUAAAAUGCGGUCGAUUUGUUUGUACUGCAACUGUGGAUGGCGUUAUAAAAGUUGUGAUUGAGCCACUAGAAGAAACGAGCGGAUUUGACUUUUUCGAAAAUGCCAUGAAAAAUCUGAAUUUAGCUACCGAGAGAGAUCACGCAGAGAGAAUUACCGAGCAUCUCGAAGGAAAUGCUGGUUUGGCUGAAGGAAAGUGGAAUGGCGAUCGAUUAUUUUUAAAUGUCAAUACUGUUCGGGGAAUAGGGUGUCAUGUUACUUUUGGAGGACGUGUAAUUUGUGUACAAUUAUCUGGCGUCCCAGUACAUGCUUGACAUCACAGAAAAGCAUAACCACGAAACAAUUUUUUCUAUUUUUCAACAUAUUUAAAAUAAAAAUUUCUAUUCGGAAUUGGAUUAUUCACACAGGAAAAACUAAAUGAACUUUCAGGUCUGCUUGGUUCGAAACGACUCCACUAUGUAGCAGAAAUUGUAUUAUUUAUUAUUUAUUAUUGGGGCAUUUUCAAAAGUGGGAGGAGCCCUCUUGAAAAAAGUUUAGAGAUUUCAUAUUUUAUGAAAAUCCUCUCCUAAACACCCUGAAAUCAAUAUAGGAAAAAUUUUCGCAUUCUAUGUUACAUCCCCUCUCUCUCUCUCUCUCUCUCUCUCUCUCUCUCUCUCUCUCUCUCUCUCUCUCUCUCUCUCUCUCUAUCUAUCUCUGCUUCUCUAUUACUAUUCCUAUUUAUUCGUCUACUUUUUUUUAAUUGUUCAAUUUCAAAACGUUAAAAUUCGAAACAUAUGUUUUCAGGUAUCGAUCGAAUUGCGCAAAAUGCCGACACCAUUUAGAGAUCGACCAACAGUGGUAAAUAUAAAAAUUCAGUAGUCAAUGAGAAAAUUUAUGAUUUAUAGAAACGAGAAGAAAACGAUUCGUCGUCGUCUUCUUCUUCACAUUCAAACAACCCACCGACAAAAAAAUCGAGAACGGAGAACUUCUGGAAAAGUUCGACUCCGGUAAGUUUUCGUCCUUUUCAUCGCUUAAAAAUAUUAUUGGGUGGCUCGGAAGCUGGGAAAUAUCUUGAAUUAGAAAAGCUCCUCUAUCUUAUGGGGUGAUUCAUUUCGAAAUUUUUACGAUUAAUUCACAGAAAAUCCGAGUCAUUUUUUUGCGAUUUUUUCACGUUAAAUUUGUAUUUUUUGUGGAAUCAAUCGCAUUUUUUCAAGAAAUGACAGUGAUUAAUUGACAAAAACGUGAAAUUAAUCGCCUUAAAAGACUCACAUUUUUUGUCAAUUAAUUGACAAAUUCACGUCGAUUAAUUCGACUAAAUCAUCCCAUCAAAAGUUACAAAACACAUUCGAGGACCCUUCCACAAAGAAAAAAGGAUUGAGAUAUAAAUAUUGUUAAUUUCAGAAAGGACCAAUUCGACGAGACCAAGUAAAUAUGAAGAAAAACGAGUCCGCCAAGGACAAAUCGAAAAAUAAGCUUGAAGAAGAAUUUGUUGAAAACGUAGUGGAAAUGGUUGAUGGUACCAAGAAAUCACUGCCAAAAACAACAAAUGGCAGGAUCAAUUUAUUGGAGAUGGCUAGACGAGUCUAUUGGGACUCCGAAAACGAUUGUUCAUAUGGGAGUGAUAAGAUUGCUGUACGUGUUUUCAAACUUUAAAAAUUGACAAAAAUAUAAUUUAAAAAACGUUGAUAUUUUGUUCGAAAUCCAAUUUUUUGAAGGCCCGAAAAAUCUUCUAGAUGGCCUGCAAAAUUUUUUCCAAUUUUUUGAAAGCCCGGAAAAUCUUCUAGAUGGCCUGCAAAAUUUUCCUAAGUUUUUGAAGGCCCGGAAAAUCUUCUAGAGGGGCCUGCAAAAUUUUUUCCAAUGUUUUGAAAGCCCGGAAAAUCUUCUAGAUGGCCUGCAAAAUUUUUUCCAAUUUUUUGAAGGCCUGGAAAAUCUUAUAGAUGGCCUGCAAAAUUUUCCUAAGUUUUUGAAAGCCCGGAAAAUCUUCUAGAUGGCCUGCAAAAUUUUUUUCCAAUUUUUUGAAGGCCUGGAAAAUCUUCUAGAUGGCCUGCAAAAUUUUCCUAAGUUUUUGAAGGCCCGGAAAAUCUUCUAGAUGGCCUGCAAAAUUUUUUCCAAUUUUUUGAAGGCCCGGAAAAUCUUCUAGAUGGCCUGCAAAAUGUUCCUAAGUUUUUUAAGGCCCGGAAAAUCUUUUAGAUGGCCUGCAAAAUUUUCCUAAGUUUUUGAAGGCCCGGAAAAUCUUCUAGAGGGCCUGCAAAAUUUUUUCCAAUGUUUUGAAAGCCCGGAAAAUCUUCUAGAUGGCCUGCAAAAUUUUUUCCAAUUUUUUGAAGGCCUGGAAAAUCUUAUAGAUGGCCUGCAAAAUGUUUUCCAAUUUUUUGAAGGCCCGGAAAAUCUUCUAGAUGGUCUGCAAAAUUUUUUCCAAUUUUUUGAAAGCCCGGAAAAUCUUCUAGAUGGCCUGCAAAAUUUUCCUAUGUUUUUGAAGGCCCGGAAAAUCUUCUGGAUGGCCUGCAAAAUGUUUUCCAAUUUUUUGAAAGCCCGGAAAAUCUUCUAGAUGGCCUGCAAAAUUUUUUCCAAUUUUUUGAAGGCCCGGAAAAUCUUCUAGAUGGCCUGCAAAAUGUUCCUAAGUUUUUUAAGGCCCGGAAAAUCUUUUAGAUGGCCUGCAAAAUUUUUUAAAUUUUUUUUGAGAGGUCAGACAGUUUUCUGGAGAGUUUCAAAUCUUACAAAAUUUUUUAAAAAUUAAAAUGAAAUAAAAUAGUCAUAUUUCAGACUAAUUUGAAAACUGCAAAACUCACCAGCGAAUGGAAUUCGGGGGAAUUCUUGGAAAUGGCUCAACAAUCCGGUGUUGAUGAUAAUAUUCGCGACGUAUACCUUCUUCAUGCUUUAUUAUGUGACAUGGUAAUUUUUAUGUGAUUUUGAAUUCAAAAAUAACAUUUCUCUAAAUUCUGAGAAUAGUAUCGAAGUAGUUUGAGAUUUUGAAACAAAAUCGUCAAAAAAGUGUUUUUAUAUAAUUUUAAAUAUCGCUAGAAGUUUGAAAUGAAUCUUAGUUGAACUGCCAAAACUUCUAAAAAAUUUAAUUAUUUGAGAAAUAAGAAAGCCUCCAAUGAAAAAAAAAAUGACAGCUACAUUUCAGCAUAACUUAUCAAUGUCAAAGUCAAAAGAAAAAGGAAAUAAAGAAGAAACAGCAAAUGGAAAUUCAGCGCCUGGUUUGCAAGUAGGUUUUUUUCUUGAAUAUUGCUCAUAUCAAAAAAGUUUUGAAAUGUUAUGUUUUCAGGCCUUUCGUUUUGAAUAUCCAGAAGAAUAUGCUGAUGAAUAUUACACAACUCCUUGUGGUAUUCAAAUCAAAUUUAAAUCAGCGAUGGCGAGAUUUGCGGAAGAAUUCCGAUCCACCAACUUCGACAAGGUUGUAUACAACGCAACAGGAACCGUUUGUGACAAAGUAAGUUAUUGAUAAAAUUUCAAAACAAGUAUUUUUCAAAGAUGAUCAAAAAAGACCCUCACUGCACCGCGUAUACACCUCGUUCGCUCAACGGAAUUGCUCAAUUAGUCGAAAUUCAAAGCUAUCAAGUCGAAAUACUUCCAAGUUAGUUUUUUCAUUACAUUUGAAUAAGUGUAAUUUUUUUUAUUUACAGAAAUCAUUAACGCUGGUCUCAAAUUGAAAUAUGCUGAUUCAUCAGAAGAACACGCUCAAUUCACUCGUACUCAGGAUUUGGUUCACUCCAAAAUCUCCAAUUAUUUGUAAGUUCAAAAUACGUAAAAAGUUUUUCUCGAAAAAAAUUACUUUUCUAGAAAUAAAUAUAGAUCGUGGUAUAAGCAAGAACACGGAGCUGAAAGAAUGAAAAAGAUUAAAGAAUAUGUAGAAGGUUACGUAAAUGCUGAAAAAGAAGGAACUGAAGAACCACGCCCAAUUUUUCGAGAGAAUCAAGGGGAGUUCUAUUGGAUUGGCGAGGAGGAAGAAGAAGAAAAUGUUCCGCCAUGA